AUGCAGAAAACGCACAACAGCAUCCAGCAACAACACCACUUCUUCUUCUCCUCCCAUAAUAACAGCAGUGAGUCUCUGCAGAAUGUGCGUGCAGGGGAUGUCGUGGAAACUCUGCAGCUUCUUCAUCCUCGGAGGUCAAAGCAGCAGCAAAAUGUCAAGUUUACUGUGAGCAAAAAGGUUUUCCCCUGGAUGAAAGAGUCCAGACACGCAAAUCAGAAAGCCAGCAGGAGGAUAUCAGACUGCACCGUCAACGAGAAGUGUCCCCAGAGCGCGUCCCCGGCGGCCUCCAAACGCACACGCACGGCGUACACGAGCGCGCAACUGGUGGAGCUGGAGAAGGAGUUUCACUUCAGCCGCUACCUGUGCAAGCCGAGGCGGGUGGAGAUGGCCAACCUGCUCAACCUCCACGAGAGACAGAUUAAAAUUUGGUUUCAGAACCGGAGGAUGAAGCAGAAGAAGGACGAGAGAGUCCAGGGCCUUAAUAUCUCCACCACCUCCUCCUCCUCUCCCCCGUCUUCCCCCUCCGCCCCGGGCAGCCCCACUCUAUCCAGCCUGGGUUAUGUACAUCUGGGCGGGGAUUACCAGUCAGCCUCCCCUCCACCACCACCACCACCUCCACCUCCACUCAAGCCCCAACAACACCAUGAAUCCCAGCCUGCGUACUCUGCAGAAUACUCCAAAUAUCCAGCUUCCGGCUUUACGCACGGCCCGCAGUUUGACCCGCAGUACCACAUCACGCACAGCUCCAGCACCACCAACACCAGUAGCACCAGUAGCAGCACCAGCAGCAGCACCAACACCAACACCAACACCACACACUCAGCAGUCCAAAACGUGUCGUAUUUCUCACAGAGCUGCUCUCCUCAGGACAGAAUCAUGCAAGCUCCAAAACUCACUCAUCUGUAG
Messenger RNA from Scomber japonicus (chub mackerel), 906 nucleotides. RefSeq names its product homeobox protein Hox-A3-like. Gene Ontology annotation, molecular function: RNA polymerase II cis-regulatory region sequence-specific DNA binding; DNA-binding transcription factor activity, RNA polymerase II-specific. The transcript is spliced from 3 exons. Gene Ontology annotation, biological process: regulation of transcription by RNA polymerase II. Lineage: Eukaryota; Metazoa; Chordata; Actinopteri; Scombriformes; Scombridae. Gene Ontology annotation, cellular component: nucleus. Bases 1 to 906 code for a protein of 301 amino acids. The record is from RefSeq and is a predicted model, not a curated record.